AUGGCUGUUAACAUUAUUGGAGCAGUCGCGGGUGUAAUGAGCUGUCUCUGUGCACAUAACUGUUUCCAUGAAUCUCUUGGCCAUCAGAUUAGGCACCUUAGAAGACCCAAAAGGAACUUGAACAAGCUCAAAUCAUUGAAGGAAGAGUUAGAUGCCCGGAAGGUGGAUGUGUGCACCAAGCUAAAUCAAAUGUGGCUUCAAAAGGGGAUGAAUCCCAAGUCAGCAGUAGAACUGUGGCUUAAAAAUGUUGAUAAGAUUGCAAGUGAAAUAAAUGAACUCACCAGGAAAAUUGAACAAAAUGGACCCUCACCAAUUUAUAUUUGUUCAAGGAUGAAGUUGGGGGAACUUAUUGAGAAAAAGAUCUUCGAGGUGAGAGAGGUUCUAGAGAAGGGUCAGUUUGCUGAUGAUAAUACAUUGGCUGAAACUUCACCCAGAAAAGGGCAUCCUCUUCCCAUUGCAAGGUUGAUGGAACAUGGAUCAACCAUGAUAAGUUUAAACAGAAUUUGGAACUACAUAAUGGAUGAUAGAGUGAGAAAAAUUGGUGUUUAUGGGAUGGGAGGAGUGGGAAAAACCACAAUCAUGACUGAAAUCAACAACAGUCUACUAAGAGAGAAUAGACUUUUUGAUAGUGUUAUUUGGGUUAGUGCUUCAAAGGAAAUGAUCCAUGAGCAAUUACAAAAGAUUAUUGCUGAGAAGUUUGAUAUGGAUCUUUCAGGAUUUCAGGAUGAAACUACAAGAGCUGCUGCACUCUUUGAAGCUUUUGAAAGAAGGAAAAGAUUUGCCUUGAUUCUAGAUGAUCUAUGGGAACCAUUCUCUCUUGAAAGAGUUGGAAUACCCAUUCCAACCAUAGAGAAUGGUUGCAAAUUACUAAUAACUACUCGAAAGUUAAGUGUUUGCCGAGGCAUGGAAACAGAUAGGGAUGAGAAGGUGAAGGUUCUUGCAGACAAUGAAGCUUGGGAUCUCUUCAGGGACAAAGUUGGAGAUGUGGCAUUGGCCUCGCCAGAUAUACAAAGACUUGCAAAACAUGUGGCACAAGAAUGUAUGGGUUUGCCUCUUGGUAUUGUUACUGUGGGGCGUGCCUUGAGAAAUGCAACUGAUAUUUCAGAAUGGGAGAUUUCAUUGAUGGCUUUAAAAGCUUCAACUGUCAAUAUAGAACAAAUGGAAGAAUCAGUUUUUUCUCGUUUAAAGUUCAGUUUCACAAAAUUGAAGGAUGACACAAGUAGAUCUUGCUUUCUUUUCUGUGCUCUGUACCCAGAAGGUGAUCACAUUGAUACAAAUGAAUUGAUUGAAUAUUGGAUGUGGGAAGGUAUACUAGGUACUAUGGAUAACAUAGCAGCAAGCAAACAAAAGGGGAGAAUAAUUUUGAAUGAACUGAAAUAUGCAUGCAUGUUGGAAAAUGCCACUGAAAAUGCAGUGGAAUGUGUCAAAAUGCAUGACUUAAUAAGAGAUAUGGCCAUUACUAUCAUGAGAACAGAUCCUUGUUGGCGCUGCAUUGUCAAAGCAGGCAGUGGACUGACAAAACCUCCACAUAUUGAUGAGUGGAUAGAAGAUGUUCAAAGGGUAUCACUAAUGAAAAAUGACUUGAAAAAUAUCUAUCUUGGCAAUCCUCCAGUGUGUUCAGGUGUCACUUCCUUGUUAUUGCAAUACAAUUCUUUUGCUCAAAAUAUGCCAUAUAAUUUCUUUGAUUUCAUACAAAGCCUAAAAAUUCUUGAUCUCUCUUACACUGGAUCGAUUCCCUGCCUGGAUCGGUUUCUAACUUGGUGA
Abrus precatorius (Indian licorice) is the source of this 1764-nucleotide messenger RNA. RefSeq names its product putative disease resistance protein At4g10780. The transcript has a single exon. Bases 1 to 1764 code for a protein of 587 amino acids. Lineage: Eukaryota; Viridiplantae; Streptophyta; Magnoliopsida; Fabales; Fabaceae. The record is from RefSeq and is a predicted model, not a curated record. Gene Ontology annotation, molecular function: ADP binding.